Messenger RNA from Rhizophagus irregularis DAOM 181602=DAOM 197198, 1183 nucleotides. NCBI's taxonomy places the organism in Eukaryota, Fungi, Glomeromycota, Glomeromycetes, Glomerales, Glomeraceae. The record is from RefSeq and is a predicted model, not a curated record.
AUUUUUUGUUAAAAAAUUUUAUUACAAGGGCUAAUCAUCGUUAUCGAGCAAUAUUUUAAGACAAAAAUGCCUAAUGAAAACGUAGAAUUUGACAAUAAUUAUUCUAGUGAAGUAGAUUCGGAUUUAGAAGAAGCUAAUAUUGAAGUACCAAAUAACUAUAGACGCGCAACACAAAAAAAUUAAAUUUAAAAAAAAAAGAAAGUGCAACUUUUAUCAAAGAGGAAAACAGGAGUUUUUCAAAAUGAAAGGUUAAAUAUUUAUAAGUGGUUGAUAUAUGAUGGAUCAAGAAAUCUAAUGUUUUGCUCACUAUGCCAAAGUCAUAAAAAACAAAAUAAGUUUGGAAAAGAAGAGAUUGCAAAGGUAGAACUUAUUAAGGUUACCAACAAUGCUAUAGAUAGGGCUCAAAAUCACGUUAGUGUUUUAAUGAAGAUAAUAUUUUGGCUAGCAGAAAAUGAUAUUUCACUAAACGAAUUACCUGAAGUUCUAGUGCGCUCUCUAGCAACUGCAAUUUAUACUUAUGAAGAUAGUUUACAUUUAGCGGUUGCAGAUGAAAAAGAACUUAUUUCUUUAUUGGCUGAUCGGGUAACAAAUCCAGAUUAUAAUUUUGUAUACAAUCUUUUCAAGAAAUAUAGAGAAAUUAGUUUAGGUGCAAAUACAAAUUUAAUUGAUAAACAUUUGAAAAUCAUUAAAUAUGAUUCAUUAGAGACUGCAAGAACAUCUUCAGAGUUAGAACUUAAUCACCAAAAUCGAGAAUCACGUAUUAGAUUAAUCAAAGAAUUCUUGGGUUGAUAACGAUCAAUUAUUAUCAGGAAUAGAAAAUUUUUAGAGGGAUAUGAAAAAUCAAAGAAUAAAUCUAACGGGCAAUUGGUAUCAUACUUGCAUCAAAAUUAUCAAAUUUUGACUCGAAUUUAAUGUAAAGAAUCGUUCAAAAAUUCCUAUAUAAGUAACCUCAAUUCAAAGGCGUAAAGAAUAUUCCAAGGAAAAUGAUCCUAACGUGAUGCCAGCAAGGAAAAAAAGAAAAGUCUCAAAAAUAUCACAUAAUUUAUAAAUGAUAAUGUAAUUAAUUAAUUUACAUAAUAAUUAUAAAGAAAUUAUCCUUUUGCAUAUAUAUAGGUAUAUAGUAAUUAGAUUCAAAAAAAAUCAAUAAAAAACAAAAAUUCCAUUCGAACAAAAUAAAAACGGG